CCUCUUCUUCCGCCACCCCCCGGUACAGACAGUCCAGGCCAGUUCUGUGAAUAGGAAAGAUGCCUCCAAAAUUCAAGCGCCACCUAAACGACGACGAGGUGACCGGCUCGGUGAAAAGCGAAAGGAGAAACUUGCUGGAAGAAGAUUCUGACGAGGAGGAGGACUUCUUCUUGAGAGGACCCGCAGGACCAAGGUUUGCACCCAGGAAUGACAAGAUCCGGCAUGUCCAGAACCAGGUGGACGAGGUGAUCGACGUGAUGCAGGAGAACAUCACCAAGGUGAUCGAGAGGGGCGAGAGGCUGGAUGACUUGCAGGAUAAGUCAGAAAGUUUAUCGGACAAUGCCACUGCAUUUAGCAACCGAUCCAAGCAGCUUCGGAGACAGAUGUGGUGGCGAGGCUGCAAGAUGAAGGCCCUUGUAGCAUUGGUUGCCAUCACCCUCCUGCUUGUGAUCAUCAUACCCAUCAUCCUGAAAUACCGCACUUGACGGGACGGCUGGAGAUCUCCGGGGCAGCCGCUCGGCCGAUAAAACCAGCUGUGUAAUUUACGUGAAACAAGUGUAUAUAGCGACGGCGAUGUUCCCUCGAGGCGGAGGCAAGUCGCCUGCUCUGAGGGCAUUCCGAGAAUGGCCCAACGACUCCCUUUUCGUGGACCCUGACUUAUAACCAGG
This is a messenger RNA of Pelodiscus sinensis (Chinese soft-shelled turtle), 668 nucleotides long. NCBI's taxonomy places the organism in Eukaryota, Metazoa, Chordata, Testudines, Trionychidae. The record is from RefSeq and is a predicted model, not a curated record.